Oryza sativa Japonica Group (Japanese rice) is the source of this 4062-nucleotide messenger RNA. RefSeq lists its product as uncharacterized. The record is from RefSeq and is a predicted model, not a curated record. Gene Ontology annotation, cellular component: chromosome. NCBI's taxonomy places the organism in Eukaryota, Viridiplantae, Streptophyta, Magnoliopsida, Poales, Poaceae. Gene Ontology annotation, molecular function: DNA topoisomerase type I (single strand cut, ATP-independent) activity; DNA binding. Gene Ontology annotation, biological process: DNA topological change.
CCGCCUCUGGCGCCUCCUUACCUAGCCAUCGCAUCGCCCCCCUUCUCAUCAUCCCCAUGCCUCGCCUCGCCUGAACACCCGCGCCCGCGGCAACGGCCUGGCCCGUCUACCCUACCCCCCCCCCCCUCCUCCAUGGCGCUCCUGCUCCGCCGCCUCAUCCCGCGCCACUACGCCAACCGCGCCGCCUCCGCCGCCCUCGCCCUCGACCCGCCGCCGGCUCCGGCCAUGCUUGGUGUAUCUCAGAGAUGUUCUUACACUUUCAUGCCUUAUUCACCUUUCCGUCCAUGUGAAAUGUGUGGAGUUUCAGUAACUAAUAAUUCAUCAAGGCAGUUGUCUUCAAUUCGUUCCCGUCUUCCCGUAAGGCUCAAAAGUGGUUCCUUUUUUGCUACUGGGCUCAUGAGCAAUCACAAUUUUGUGACUAAUAAUAUUGGUAAUUCACGGUGCUUUCUGACUGUGUGCAAUAAAAAUCUGAGUUUUCUCAUCAGAAAUAAGAGUUUAUUUGGUAAUCCAAAUAUGAGAAGGGAAGAAGGGAGUGAUAUGCACAGUUUGUUUCAUAGAUCUGAGAAAAAGAAAAGCACAUUACCUUCUUGUAGCAUCAUCACUGAUGAGGCUUCAACAUCAACUAGCAACCACAGUAAGAGUGCUAUUGGUACUGAAAAUAGUUCAACAAGCAGAAUAAAGGACGUUAGUGAAGAUAAGAAGGUAUCUAUCAAGAAACAGAGCAAAUCUGCUAAAACUAUUGCGGCAGCAAAGAUUGGGACAACUGAUGUGAGCGAAGAAGAAAACAAGCGUGAAAUUUCCAAAUCAGAAAAGAAUGCCAAUAUUUCUAGAGAUAAGAAGACAUCAAACAGGUUGAAGAAAUUUUCAAAAGCAAAGAAAUCUGCUGCUGCUAAAGCUGAAAUUUGUACGAAGAGUUCUGUUGAUAGUUCUGAUAGUGAGCAGAAACCACUUGUUCCUCUUUACCCUCCCACAGCUAAAUCAGUUAUUGUUGUUGAAUCAGUUACAAAAGCAAAAGUUAUUCAAAAAUACCUUGGCGACAUGUAUGAAGUGUUGCCUAGUUAUGGCCAUGUGAGAGAUUUGGCUGGAAGAUCGAAAUCUGUUCGCCCUGAUGAUGACUUCAGUAUGGUGUGGGAGGUGCCUGCUGCUGCCUGGACACAUCUUAAGAGAAUAAGAACGGCGUUGAGAGGAGCAGAAAAUUUGAUUCUUGCGUCUGAUCCUGACCGUGAAGGGGAAACAAUUGCUUGGCAUAUCAAAGAAAUGCUUGAACGACAAGACGCUUUGGGUUGUAAUGUUACUGUUGCCAGAGUUGUCUUUCAUGAAAUAACAGAGGAUGCUGUUAAAAAUGCUUUAAUGUCUCCAAGAUAUAUUGAUAUGAACCUAAUUAAUGCCUAUCUAGCACGACGUUCCCUUGAUUAUUUGAUUGGGUUUGGCAUAUCACCGCUGUUAUGGAGGAAGUUGCCUGGUUGCCAGUCAGCUGGACGAGACCAAUUUGCGGCGUUGGCUCUUCUGUGUGAUCGAGAGGCUGAAAUAGAACAGUUUAACCCAGAAGAGUAUUGGACUAUUGAUACUGACUUCAAAACCCAACAUUCCGGCCCUUCAAAUGGCCUGAACCUUCAAGCCCAGAUAAAGCAUUUGAAUUCAAAAAAGUUGGAUCAACUUUCUAUAUGGUCUCAAGAAGAAGCACAAGAUAUAGAGAAGAGGAUUUAUUCGUCUCAAUUUGAAGUAAUAGGAAUUAAGAGAAGUAAAAUUCACAAGAAUCCUCCUAUGCCAUAUAUAACAUCUAGCCUUCAGCAGGAUGCAGCAAACAAACUACAUUUUAGUGCUGGGUAUACCAUGAAGAUAGCCCAAAAGCUUUAUGAGGGGAUCACCCUUUCCUCAGAAGACGCAACUGGGUUAAUUACAUACAUCCGAACAGAUGGCUUUCAUAUUUCUGAUGUAGCUGCAGAAGAUAUUCUUUCAUUAGUAAAGCAAAGGUAUGGUGAGGAAUAUGCUUCAGAGGGCAUUAGAAAAUACUUCAAGAAGGUGAAAAACGCUCAAGAAUCGCAUGAAGCCAUAAGGCCAACCAGCAUAAGGAGGUUACCGUCAUCUUUGGUCAGUACACUUGAUGAUGAUUCUUUGAAACUAUAUGCCCUAAUAUGGAAAAGAACUAUGGCUUGCCAAAUGGAAGCUUCUAGAGCUGAGAUGAUUCAAGUUGAUAUUGGUAAUUCUAAAGGAGACAUGAUUUUUCAUUCGUCUGCAUCAAAUCUUGACUUCAAGGGAUACCAAGCUGUAUAUGAUGACACGGAAGCAAGUCCUUCCAGUAACAAUUCUGAGGAUGAUGCUGUUCAUCAGGAUAACUUUGAGGCCUUGUCCAAAUUAAAGGUGAAGGACUUGAUGUCUCCAGUUAACGUUCAUCUUGCACAGAACUUUACUAAACCUCCAUCACGUUAUUCCGAGAGUGCAUUGAUUAAAAGACUAGAAGAACUUGGAAUCGGAGGGCCAUCCACAUACUCUUCUAUAAUGAAAGUAUUGCAGGAUCGUAACCAUGUGACAGUAAAAGGUCAAGUUGUGCACCCCGAAUUCCGUGGUCGGAUGGUCUCAGCAUUUCUUACACAUCACUUCUCAGAAGUUGCAGAUCUCAGCUUUACUGCUAACUUGGAGACUGAGCUUGAUAACGUCUCUGCUGGAUCAACUGAAUGGAAAGGCCUUCUGAAAGAUUUUUGGGAACGAUUCAAUAAAUAUUGUGGCAAUGCUAGUCGCCUUCAAGUCAGGAAGGUAGAGAGAAUGCUUGAAGAAAAAUUUGGUUCCAUCCUCUUUCCUGACCUUGACAAUGAUAGUAGGAUAUGCCCUAGUUGUUCUGAAGGAACUCUGAGAUUGAAAGUAAGUAAGCAUGGUGAAGGAUAUUUUAUAGGUUGUGAUCGACAUCCGAAAUGCAAGUACAUUGCUCGCACAUUGUCGGUUGAAGUUGAUGAAACUGAGGCAUCUGAUGAAAUUCAAAGCACUUUUACACCUAGGUUACUUGGGGUGCUACCUGAUUCUGAUGAGAAGGUAUUUCUGAAACAAGGUCCUUACGGUCACUAUAUCCAGGUUGGAGAGGAUAUAAAAGGAGUGUCUCGGAAAAGAGCUCCUCUUUCUGAAGUGAAAGAUAUUGACUCAAUCACUUUAGAAGAUGCAAUCGAGCUAUUGCAGUAUCCCAAAAUCCUGGGAAAACACCCUGAUGAUGAUCUUCCUGUACUUGUAACACAUUCUAAAUCUGGAUUUAGAAUCAGACACAGGAGAACUCUUGCUCCAUUGCCGAAGGUACGUGUUCUAAUAUUGUACUAUCUGUUGAAUGUUGGUACCACACACACCAUUAUGAUACUACGCGAAUACAAACGCGCAAUGUUUAGUUCUUUUGUGCUGGCGCUAUUGUUUUCUGCUAUACUACAAUUGAACAAAACUUUUAACUGCUGAGAUGCAUAUAUUUCUUCAAAAUUGUUUGUGACAGAGCGCAGACCCAAAGGAGAUUACGCUCGAGCGUGCAUUGAAGCUUUUGACAGGUAAAAACGUGAUAAGGUUUGGUCGCCCUAAGGGAAUCAAGAACCCAGAACCCCUUGAAUACCAUUCGUAAACAUCUAAUAUUGUAAAAGAGAUGUUUUUAGUCUAACAAGAUCGCUUAUCGAACGCGAAAUUUACGGUGAUUCCUGACCGGCAUUGUUUGAAGCCAUGGAUUCCGCUUUCUUCCUUUUUUUGCCUAAUCCUGAGUCGGCUUUUGUAUGCUUUAGGGGUGUACGGUGAGUUUGAUAAUGUGGAGAGAUCGUCACUCACACCGUCACACGUACGUUCACGGUGUGUAGCAGCGUACACCCUCCGUACCAACAAAAAAAAAAUCCUUUUGUCCAUAUCAAUCUCCAAAAGUUCUUUCUCGAAGCGGAGGGUGUAGGUGAGUGUGAUCGUACCUGUGAGUGAAUGGAUGCAGUUCGUAAAAGUACUACUCACUGAAAUGUGGGUUCCACAGCCCUUCAGAUCCACAUGUCAGUGAAUACAUGUAAUACUGCAGGGGAUCUUAAUUGGUGAGUGAAUAUGACUGUGGUUGACAAUGAA